AUGCCCGUUACUCCUAUCGAAAUAGAUUGUACACCAAAAUGCCGUUCAACGACUCAUUAUCUCGAUUUAAUCCGUAUUGCAUCGCAAUCUAUUCCCGUGCAAGUCAUUCUCAAUUAUUUGUGUCGAUGUGGAAACUGCGCAAAAGGUCAUGAUAAAUAUGGUCGAACACUACUACAAAUAUGCUCGGCUCUACCGGAUAAAUGGCCAGUCAUCGACUGGCUAUUAAAACAGAAAAAAGUUGACAUCAAUUCGAAGAAUUUAGAAUCAGGCUAUACCGCAUUACAUUAUAGUGUGUUUUAUGGGAGAAUCGAUAAUACUAUCAAUCUGAUUAAAGCCGGCGCAAAUACGAAUUUACUAGAUUAUGAUCAUUUAUCGUAUAUCGAUCAUGUUGUACGCGAUACACAUAUUGAAGCGCCUCCAGAAUCUUUAGAUAUAGAAAGCUAUGAAGUUUAUACAAUGGGUGAGAACACCAAUGGAAAUCUAGGGCAUAUUCAAUCGACAGCAAAAAAGGUGCCAGAACUAAUCGAAACGUUUCGUCGGGAUUCAGUUUGCAUUAAAAAAAUUAAAAUGGAUAAAUAUCAUACGUUGUUUUUAUCUGAUAAUGGGUCGGUUUAUUCUUGCGGUUUUGGUGUUGGCGGACGUCUUGGACAUGACAGUGAAGAGCCAGCUUUAACUCCAAAAUUAAUCAUGGCAAUGGAAACAAUCAAAGAAACUGAACAAGAUCACUGUGUUGACAUAGCGGUCACGCGCGAUUGUUCUUAUUUUCUUACUGAAAAAGGAUGUUUGUGGAGUUGUGGUUUGAAUAAUUACCAACAAUUAGGACAUCCAGGUGUAUCGAAAGUCUUAGUACCAGCGAAGAUGCAAUUUCGACAGAUUAAAGAUCGAAAAGUAACGCAUAUUGCUUGUGGACGAUUUCAUGUUGCAUUGAUUGUUGAUAAUGAACAAUUAUUUACAUUCGGUCUCAAUGCUGGACAUCUUGGCCAUCUGAAAAGUAAUGAUUUAUACAUUCAACAACCAUUGCUGGUGACCAAAUUCAAUAGUCAAGUGGAACAAGUACAAAAACUUGUCUGCAGUGAUUAUGCGAUCGUUUGUUAUACCAAUAAAGAUGCGAUAUAUAUCCUGAAUGAUUAUAAAUACCGGAAGAUUGUCAAACAUGUUCCGCAUGUGACAGAACUCGCUGUGGUAGGUGGAAAGCUUGAAUCAAACGGAAUCCUUGACGACGAGAAUAUUGAUGAUGAUUUAAAAGUAUUCUAUGUUCAAUCGAAGAAAUUGUAUCUUUAUCAUGAGCGUGAUGCGGGCAACAAUCGAGCAAAAUUAUGCGUAUGGUCAACAAAACAACGAUUAACCAUUGAGCACAUAGAGGCUGGAACGAGCGCAAUACUCUUCACCACCAACACGGGACAGGUCUAUACUGCAAGUUUGGAUAAGUUAUCGAAUACGAGCAAAAAAGUCGAACAUGACGUUUCAUCGAAUUCCAUAUACGAUGAGCGUGCUUAUCAAUAUUUAUCUCCGUCACCCAUUCCACUUCUUCAUCGAUGUCGUGCAAUCGCGACUGAUCGCACCGGCCGUUCAUUAGCUGCACUUCAAUAUCAUCCGACUACACACUUGAACGCCCAUCCAUGUCAACCUCGAUCAAUUUUCCAAGAAAAUCUCCAUGAAUUACUCAGCGAAGCUGAACAUACCCAAGACAUAACACUCGAAAUCAACAAUAACCAAACAUACUCAGCUCAUAAAUAUAUUCUUUCCAUGCGUAGUCCUUACUUUCGAGAACGAGUCUACAAAAAGCAAAUUGAUCAUUUAUCAAUCACCACAGAGAACAAUAGUUACAUCGAUCCCGGGAUUUUCCAAUUAAUCCUAGAAUAUAUCUAUACGGAUAAAUGUCCAUGGUUGAAUUUCUAUAGCAAUAUCAAAACUCGCGACGAACAUGAAUAUCAAGCGUAUUUAAUUCGCAUGAAAAGUAUCGAUGAUGAUAUCGAUGACCAUCGGUAUUUUACUCGAGUUCGACAACAGACCGGUACGCAUCCGGGAGCAAAUCAAUCGGGAGCGAAAUCGAAGAAGAAGAAGAAAACGAACGCUGCUUCACCGACGGACGAAUCGAUUCCAGGACAAAAUAGUGAUGUGGAACUGAACAUUGGAUUGGAACAAUUGACUGACCUUGCGAAGUUGCUUCAACUGCACAGUCUUCGUAAAAGACUGGACACGAUUAAACAAAGUCGACAAAGAAUUGCUACGAAUUCAGUUGAUGAAUCUAUCGGUCAAAUUAAACAACGGUACCACUACACACGAGAUGCAUUACCGGAUCUACAUGAUGUUACAAUCGUGUCCGAAGAUGGAAAGAAGAUCUCGUGUCAUAAAUGCAUCUUAACAAGUCGAUUAGAUUACUUUCGUAGCAUGUUCUUAGCGGAUUGGAUAGAAAGUCAAAGUAAUUGUGAACUGAAAAUGGCAAUACCAGCUGAUUUGCUUGAGAUUAUUAUUGAUUAUUUAUACACCGAUACGAUCGCCAAUAAAUUUUCCGUGGAACAGUUGUGCCAAAUAUUGGUCUUGUCCGAUCAGUUGUUAAUCGAAAGACUGAAACAAAUUUGCGAAUUUCACAUUGCAAAUUUAGUUACGUUUCGUGAUGCUGCCGAACUUUUGCAAUUCGCUGCAACAUACAACGCCGAGCAAUUGAAAACAUUUGUUGAACAGUUCAUUUGUCGAAAUUUAGCUACGUUCCUCGAAGCACGUCUACUGGAUAAUAUAGAUCAACAAUUAUUAACCGACCUAACGAAAUCGUAUCGAAAUCUACUUGAUUGUAUGAACUAUCGAAUGAUAACGCCAUACAACGACUGUCCGUGUUUGGAUGAUCUAUUUGUUGAUAUGGAUAAUGUUGAGAACCUUUCGAUUGAUAUUGAUGACUCGAUCAAUCUUGCAGCGAAAAAGCAACAAGCACAACAGAAACGAAAACAAUUGAACAGAUUGCGAACAUCGGAAUCAGAGAAUGUGAACAAAGCAUCGCCACCAAUUUCGAUAGAAACAGUACCCACACCUGCAAUUGUAGCUCGACCGAUAAUCCAACAAGAAGAAAAAUGGACGUCUGUGUCAUCGAAAAAAACAUCGAAAGGAAAUAAAAAUACACAGUCAGCAAUGUCAAAUAAUGCUCUCGUCAGUCCAACGAGACCUGCGAUACCCGGUGCUGUCUAUUCUCAACAGGAAGCGGAGAAAUUUGCUGCAGCUAAGCGAGUAGCGGAUCUCGAUGUCAAUACGGCUAAGCCAAAAGUUACGCAACAGAUCGUAAAACCGGUGACACAAACGAAAGAUGAACCGACAUCAAAAAAUCCUUGGAAAGUAACUACUGCUGUUCCUCCGCCAAUACCACUGAAAUCCACCUUUUCAACUGAAAAAGAAGUCAAUGUUCCUAAGCCAAGCAUAACACGAGCAACAUCGAUUCAAAAUCCCACGCGUUCAAUUCCAAUAAGUCAACCAUCGCCUCCGCAACAUGACAUCAGCAACCCUUGGUCAAUGUCAGCGACAUCUCCACCAUCAGCAUCUUCAUUCGGCUAUUCCAAUAUGCCAAUGGCUACAUCACCGCCUGUCAUGUCCUUCAAAUACAUUCAAGAUCAAGAAGUCCGCGCACAUGAGGCUCUUCGACAAAUCAGUAAUAAAUCUUUGGAGAAGAUUCAGACUGAAGAGUUGGCUAUACAAGCAUUACAUCGUCUGUACAAUUCUGCUCAGGAAUUCGAUAUGUUGAUUACCGUUGAACGUGUUCUGCCCGAAAUAGCCAAUCCUAUUUGGCCUCGAACAUCAACUACGACAACGGCUUCAUCUUCAUCACCAAAUGAUGAAAUCGAACAUUUUUUCCCCAUUGCUGUCUUUAAACCGCUCGGUAUACACAGCAAUAAAGAACAUUACAGGCCUGUACAAAUGCCUAUUUUAAAUUCUCCCAAGGAUGUUCUUAUCGAAGUUUCAGCAAGUAGUGUAAAUCCAAUAGAUAUUCGUAGACGAGAGGGUUAUGGUGCUAAACUGAUUGGCACAUAUCAAUCGGCGAAAAAUGUUUUACAAAUGGGCGGAAAUGAAUUAGAAAAAUUAGAUUUUCCGAUAAUAUUAGGUCGAGAUUUCUGCGGUACAAUCAUUCGCAAAGGACCGAAAGUAACGAAAUUCAACGUUGGCGAUAAAGUCUUCGGAGCAUUGAAUGUUACACGGCAUGGUAGUUUUGCUCAAUAUUGUGCCGCUGGAGAAGAUGAAAUCUGUUUAAAACCAACCAAUAUCUCUGAUGGAGAAGCAGCUGCAUAUCCACUUGUCUCAUUAACGAGUUGGUAUGCUAUUCGAAAAUUUAGUGGAUAUAACGAAGAAAAUGCAUUUGGCCGACGCGCAUUGGUUCUUGGUGCAGGUGGAGGUGUAGGUCAUGUUGCGACUCAAUUAUUAAACAAUCUCGGCAUGGAAACAACAGCCCUCUGUAGCGAACGAUCAUUUGACUAUAUUCGACAGCUCGGUGUAGUUGAUACCGUAGAUUAUAAACAAAAAGAUUGGCUUUCUGAACUAAGUCGAAAACCAAAAUACGAUCUUAUCUUUGAUACAGUUGGCCCACGUUCUUACAGUUUCGAAUUGAUGAGUCCAUUGUUAAAUAAAGGCGGAACCUUUGUCACAAUAGUUUCACCCAUUUUUCGUAAUGUUGAUCAAUACGGUUUGAUUCCUGGCUUUGCUCGUACGACGUACACAGCAGUAAAACAAACGUACUAUGGUUUAUCCAAUGGUGUAAACUAUCGAUGGGCAGUCUACAGAGCCGAUGGACAUGUUCUGAAUGAAGUCAAGAAUCUUAUUGAACAAAAUAAGUUGAAAAUAAACAUUGAUCAACAGAAGUUUUCCUUUCAACAAAUUCCUGGAGCAAUUGCGCGUGUAGAAAAUGGUUCUGCAAAUGCAACAAAAAAAAAGAACGAAGCGCAAGAGAAUUGA
Molecule: messenger RNA, 4929 nt
Organism: Adineta ricciae
Lineage: Eukaryota; Metazoa; Rotifera; Eurotatoria; Adinetida; Adinetidae
Source: the annotation of a GenBank genome assembly